Messenger RNA from Acaulospora morrowiae, 329 nucleotides. Lineage: Eukaryota; Fungi; Glomeromycota; Glomeromycetes; Diversisporales; Acaulosporaceae. The record is from the annotation of a GenBank genome assembly.
GCUCAUUUAAAAGCUCGAAAAUCAAUUAAUCAACAAUUGGAAAGAAAGGGGGGUCCGGGUGAAAGUGUCAUAUUUUUAAACAUUGGUAAUUCAAUGGAAUCAUUCUUAAUGGAUCUGAAAUGUGAUGGGUUGUACCGCUCCUGGCCGUUUCUCACAACCAAACUGGUGGUUGACAAGGCUACGAUCCCAUUAGCAGAGUUUGCAAUCAGCCAUUUUAUUGCUUUGGAGGAACGUGUCGAAAAGAUUGUGAAGGACUUUAAAUACCGAAGCAGUCAGUUCACACCACCUGUACAGAUAUCCUAUAUGCGCAACUUCCAAAUACGCCACAA